Messenger RNA from Talaromyces stipitatus ATCC 10500, 599 nucleotides. RefSeq names its product small nucleolar ribonucleoprotein SNU13. NCBI's taxonomy places the organism in Eukaryota, Fungi, Ascomycota, Eurotiomycetes, Eurotiales, Trichocomaceae. Gene Ontology annotation, biological process: maturation of SSU-rRNA; mRNA splicing, via spliceosome. Gene Ontology annotation, cellular component: nucleolus; U4/U6 x U5 tri-snRNP complex; box C/D methylation guide snoRNP complex. The transcript has 3 exons. The coding region runs from base 55 to 435 and encodes 126 amino acids. Gene Ontology annotation, molecular function: RNA binding. The record is from RefSeq and is a predicted model, not a curated record.
AUAUAUUCACCAGGUACAAAAGGCCGUGAUCCUUUGUCGUGAGCCAUCAUCAUAAUGUCCGGAGAACCUAAUGCAGCCUGGCCCGUCGCCGACGAAGCCCUGACCCAAAACAUCCUCGAUGUCGUCCAGCAAGCAUCUCACUACAAACAGUUGAAGAAGGGCGCAAACGAAGCUACCAAGACUCUUAACCGUGGUACUUCGGAGCUCAUUAUUCUUGCGGCUGAUACCAGUCCUCUGGCUAUUUUGCUACAUUUACCUUUGCUUUGUGAGGAUAAGAACGUCGCGUACUGCUAUGUUCCUAGCAAACUUGCUCUCGGCAGAGCUACAGGUGUCUCUCGUCCUGUGAUUGCUGUUAGCAUUACUACCAAUGAGGCUAGUGACCUUAUGCCUCAAAUUCGUGCUAUCAAGGACAAGGUUGAGCGUUUGAUGAUCUAAGGGAUUAGGUUCGGGAGCUUGGGACGAGCGGCCGUUUCGACUUUUGACAGUACGAAAACUGGACUAGUGGCUCCUGUUACUUAUACCGCUGCGUCGUGAGAUCUGAAUCUUUAGCUAGAUUAGAGACUAAUAUCGACCAACGAUUUUAUAUACUGGAUCUUCUC